Ostreococcus tauri is the source of this 1020-nucleotide messenger RNA. RefSeq names its product WD40/YVTN repeat-like-containing domain. The record is from RefSeq and is a predicted model, not a curated record. The coding region runs from base 1 to 1020 and encodes 339 amino acids. The transcript has a single exon. Lineage: Eukaryota; Viridiplantae; Chlorophyta; Mamiellophyceae; Mamiellales; Bathycoccaceae. Gene Ontology annotation, molecular function: protein binding.
AUGACGUUCACGAGCGACCACGCGUUGUUCUACGCCCUGGGCUCGCGCGUGGUCGAGGCGGACGCGCGCAUGGCGAGUGACUCGAGGGUGGUGGAUGCGAACGCGCCGCUGGGCGGUUGGGCUGUGCGGGUUUUUGAAAGUAACGCGGACGUCGUGAACGGGCUAGACGUCGACGUGAGCGGACGAUGCUUAGCGGCGUGCGAUGAUUCGGGUGAAAUUGUGGUGUACGACGCGCGGACGGGUGCGGUGGUGAAGCGGUUGCGAGGGCACGACGGGUGCGCUACGGCGGUUGCGUUUCGGCGCAAGCGCGGAGCGGAGAGCGAGCUCCUCACCACGGCGACAGAUUGUCGCGCCAUGAAGUGGGAUCACAGAGCCAAGACGGUGCCCGUGCGAACGUGGGACGCGAGGUCCGUUCGAAGCGCGCGCGAUCACGAUCGCGCGCACUCUGGCGCUGCGGAUGAAUCGAGCGACGACGGAGGCCAGCGCAUGUUUAAUCCGCCGAUGUUGCACUCCGUGAGCGCGUUUGAGGGCGAGACUUGCGCCGAGAACGCCCCCGGCGCGAGGCGCGUCGCGUGCGCGGCGUGUGGUGAUGGCACGAUCAUGGUUUUUGACGCCGAUCUCAAGGCUGUUGCGUCGUCGUCGGGCAAGAAAUUAUCGAGUGCAUCCUCGAAGGCUCCAGGCGGAGCGUUUCGCGACGGACGAGCCGAAUGCGUCCGCCUCGGAGAAGACGGCGUUGGUGGGCACGCCAAUGCGGCCACGUGCGCUGGUUUCGUACCUUGGCUCCCUCGCGGUGACAUUAUCGUUUCCGGAGGCGCCGAUAGACGACUCAUCGCGUGGAACUGGGUCAGCGUGAGCACGCCCGGCGAUUUCGUCGACGACCCCAGUGCGCGCGCCUCCGGCGUCGUCGCCGAUCUCCCGCUCAAUCGCAAGAUUAACGAUCUCGCGUUCGUCCGGGACUCGCGUCGCAUCGUCGUCGUCGAUACCGGCCCCAAGGUCACCUUUAUCGACUUUACCGAGUGA